Tripterygium wilfordii is the source of this 1628-nucleotide messenger RNA. Its product is annotated as homogentisate phytyltransferase 1, chloroplastic-like. Gene Ontology annotation, molecular function: prenyltransferase activity. The transcript has 13 exons. The coding region runs from base 196 to 1377 and encodes 393 amino acids. Gene Ontology annotation, cellular component: membrane. The record is from RefSeq and is a predicted model, not a curated record. NCBI's taxonomy places the organism in Eukaryota, Viridiplantae, Streptophyta, Magnoliopsida, Celastrales, Celastraceae.
UUUUUUUUUUGGUAUGUUUGCGAAAUUAAAUGCAGCUGUGAACUGUCUGACAGUGCCGCUGAAAAGUGAAAACGACAAAACGUUUUUCGUUUCUCUGACUUUUUUUUUUCCAAGUGCGUUUCCCUUCUGAUUCAGUGAGCAGCUUAUGAAUUGAAGGCUACCUCUACUUUGCAUUAGCUUUCUCCAGCUGUUGCAAUGGAGUCUCUGGUUUUUGGGUCUUUUGGCAGCCCCUCUUUAUUCCUCACGGGUGGGAAUUAUUGGAGGAGCAACGCUGUCAAGUCGGGUCCUUUUCCAAGUUGCAGCUCUUUGGACAUCCUGGAAAGAUGCUACAGUGUGAGGUUUCAGUGCCAUCAUGUAAAGCAUCAUUUCAGAAGUUCUGAGAAAAUAUUUCAGGGAAAAGGAACGAAAGUUUCGGUGAAUGCCUCCUCUGGGCACCCUCUUGAGUCGGAACCAGGAACUUUUGAUCCCAAUGGUAAAAAUGCAUUAGAUGCUUUUUACAGGUUUUCGCGGCCUCACACCAUUAUAGGCACAGCAUUGAGUAUCGUAUCAGUUUCCCUUCUUGCAGUUGAAAAGAUAUCAGAUCUUUCUCCAAUAUUUUUCACAGGGGUAUUUCAGGCCAUAGCUGCUGCCCUCAUGAUGAAUAUUUAUAUUGUUGGACUAAAUCAGUUGUACGACAUUGAAAUAGACAAGGUUAACAAGCCUUAUCUUCCAUUGGCAUCCGGAGAGUUUUCUGUUGCAACUGGUGCCAUGAUUGUUAUAUCUUUUUCCAUUAUGAGCUUUUGGCUUGGGUGGUUUGUUGGUUCUUGGCCGUUAAUUUUGGCCCUUUCCAUAAGUUUCAUUCUCGGAACAGCAUAUUCAAUCAAUUUGCCGUUAUUGAGAUGGAAAAGAUUCGCCUUAAUUGCAGCAAUGUGCAUCUUAGCCGUGCGGGCGGUGAUUGUUCAGCUUGCCUUUUAUCUGCACAUGCAGAUUCACGUCUUUAAAAGACCGCCUCUCUUUUCAAGGGCUCUCAUCUUUGCAACUGCGUUCAUGAGCUUCUUUUCUGUUGUCAUAGCACUAUUCAAGGAUAUACCUGAUAUUGAUGGAGAUAUGACAUUUGGCAUUCAAUCAUUUACAGUACGCUUGGGUCAGAAGCGAGUAUUCUGGAUCUGUAUUUCACUACUUGAAAUUGCUUAUGGUGUUUCCACAUUAGUCGGAGGUGCAUCCUUGUUAGGUUGGAGUAAAUAUAUCAUGGUAUUGGGCCACUCUAUCUUGGCUUUAGUACUGUGGAACCGUGCCAACUCAGUUGAUCUGAAGAGCAAAGUUGCAAUAACCUCGUGCUAUAUGUUUAUUUGGAAGCUCUUCUAUGCUGAGUACCUGCUAAUACCAUUUAUAAGGUGAACAUGUAGAACAACAGCUUCAACUUUGAGAACGUCCUAAUUAUUAUUCUGAUAAGAUUGUGUUCUUAAACCCAGAAAAACACAAUUUUCUAUGGUUUCCAUUGACAAAAUUCUCUCUCAAUGUUUAAUAAUGGGUUUGUUUGGUAAACAAUUUGAAAGUAGCAUAUAUGUAGGCUAAAAUGCUAACAUUUAUGAUGUCUAAAAUGUUGUGAUUGUUUGGUUUAAUUAAUACUGGUAGCAUAUAGUUUAAAA